AUGGACAGGGACCCGAGUGAGGAUGACAGUAUGGCUGACCUCAGCUUUGAGGCUGAAAGUCCUGUGAUGCCUCCUGAUGAGCUCCUGGAGGGACUGCCCAGCUACGACUGGCUUCUUCAAGGGCGUGGAAGGCAGGUCUUCUUCCCACCCUUGGAGGCCCUGGGGAGGUCCCAGGAGCCCACCUCUUGGUCCUCCGUCUUGGAGCACAGCAGAGUCCCUGCGGUGACCGAGGAGGUGGCCCGUGAGGCCCUGCUCAGCUUCGUGAACUCCAAGUGCUGCUAUAGCAAUGCAGCUGCUGGCAACCUUAUCAUUCAGGAGCUGAGGCAGCAAACUCUCUGCAGGUAUCGACUGGAGACCUUCAGCGAAUCCAGAGUCAGCGAGUGGACAUUUCAGCCCGUUACCAACCACUCCGUGGAUGGGCCACAGAGAGGUGCCUCCCCCAGGCUUUGGGACAUGAAGGUCCAGGUGCCUCCGAUGUUUCAGGAAGACACCAGAAAGUUCCAAGUGCCUCACUCCUCCCUGGUCAAGGAAUGUCACAAAUGCCACGGGCGCGGCCGCUACAAGUGCAGCGGCUGCCAUGGGGCUGGCGUGGUGAGGUGUUCGUCCUGCAGUGGCACCAAGCGCAAGGCCAGGCAGCCUCGGAGAUGCCACAUGUGCUCUGGCUCUGGCAGGCGCAGGUGCAGCACGUGCUCUGGGAGAGGGAACAAGACAUGUGCCACCUGCAAGGGGGAGAGGAAGCUGGAGCACUUUGUCCAGCUGGUCAUCAUGUGGAAGAACAGCCUGUUUGAGUUUGUGUCUCCACACCAACUCCACUGUCCCGGAGAGCUGCUUGCCAAAGCCCGAGGGGAAAACCUCUUCAGGGACGAGAAUACCAUGGUGUACCCCAUUGUGGACUUCCCCCUGCGGGACAUCUCUCUGGCCUCCCAGAGGGGCAUUGAGGAGCACAGCACCACUCUGGCCUCCCGUGCUCGCAUCCUUCAGCAGCGCCAGACCAUCGAGCUGAUCCCCAUCACGGAAGUCCAUUACUGGUACGAAGGAAAGACUUCUGUCUACUACAUCUAUGGCACCGACCACCAGGUGUACGUGGCUGACUACCCUGAGCGAUACUGCUGUGGAUGCACCAUCCUCUGAUAGGCCCAGCCGUCCCCAGACUCCACCAGUCACAUUUGACAGGGGGACAGCAGUGUUUUUUUUAGUUUAGUUAUGUUAGUGAUGUUGGAGAACCAACCCCAUUCAAACUCCAGAACUGUCUGUCAAGACUCAACUCUUGAUGGCACUUGCUUGGUGGGACCCAUGUUUAACCUGCCAGAAUUCUCCUAAGCAGGUUCCUCUAGAAUAAGGGAGAGAUGUAAGGUAAACAGUGGGGGACCCUGCCUAUGUCCUCCAAUCUAAUGCCUCUGUCUGUGUGUUGGAACUGGUAUUAUGAACCCCUGUUUUCGUGUGGAUUCUGCUGUGAGCCUCUGGCCAUGUUCAGCAUUAUAGGGGUGUUGAAAGAUACUCACAGGUCGACUUCCACCACAGCACCUCUGCUUCCUAUCCUCUGGGCUGGAAACACUGAGGUAGCCACUGACGGGAUACCUCUCCACAAGGUACCUGGAAGUUAUAUGGUGGCUGCCUUGCAUUCAUGCUGUGAUGGCUAAUGUCGCCCGUGAACUUGCUAGCAUCUACAAAUCACCCAGGAGCCAAACUUUUGAGCACGUCUGUGGGCAUAUUUCCAGAUUAGAUAAACAGAGGUGUCAAGGCCCAUCUUUGUGACCAGCGCAACCUUGGGCUGGGGGCUUGGACCGAAUUAAAAAGGGGAAAGUGAGCUGAGCACCAGCAUUCAUCUUCUGCUUCGGGACCACAGAUGCAAUGUAACCAGCGGUCUCAUGCCCCUACUGCCAUGCCCUCCUCACUGUGGCAGACUGUACCCUUGAAUUAUGAGUGAAAAUAAA
This is a messenger RNA of Meriones unguiculatus (Mongolian gerbil), 1934 nucleotides long. It is a transcript of the gene Ssuh2, whose product is annotated as ssu-2 homolog. The transcript has 12 exons. NCBI's taxonomy places the organism in Eukaryota, Metazoa, Chordata, Mammalia, Rodentia, Muridae. The record is from RefSeq and is a predicted model, not a curated record. The coding region runs from base 1 to 1131 and encodes 376 amino acids. Gene Ontology annotation, molecular function: heat shock protein binding.